Molecule: messenger RNA, 1783 nt
Organism: Mucor mucedo
Lineage: Eukaryota; Fungi; Mucoromycota; Mucoromycetes; Mucorales; Mucoraceae
Product: mitochondrial distribution and morphology protein family 31/32
Exons: 3
Coding region: 1-1713 (570 amino acids)
Biological process (GO): mitochondrion inheritance
Cellular component (GO): mitochondrial inner membrane
Source: RefSeq, a predicted model, not a curated record
AUGCGACAGAUUCGACCUUGGACACUCAAUGAUGCCACUGCUUUAUUCUCUUGGUUGUUUCUCGGGCAUACUGUCUGGUUGUUGGCAGGGACGACAAGUUUUGUAAGUAUCAUUCUUUGGUUCGCCAACUCACUUCAAUUCCAAGAAUGGAUUGCCAGAAGUGUAAGCAAGUAUCUAACUUCAGCUACGGGUGCCACAGUUGUAUUUGAUUCUGCCAUUUUACCCAACUGGAAAGAUGGAAAGAUCCGAUUCAACAAUGUGCGUAUUUACCGUAUGCCGCGCUCAGAACAUGAGAAAUUCGAGCGUCAUGCUGCGCUUUUAGAUGCGGGUGAAGAGAUUCCUGCCGACGAAGUGAAUACGGUGAUGGAUGAAGAUGAUCCUUUGGCCGGUGUUGAAUUAGAUGAGGAUGAAAAGAACAAUGAAGUAUUGAAGAAUUGGAUGUGGUAUGAUCUGGUCAUUGACCGUGUUGAAGUCACCCUCAGUUUAAUUCGUUGGAUGGAUGGAAAGGGUCUUGUGCAAAGUGCUGAUGUUCAAGGCGUCAGAGGUGUCAUUGAUCGUAGACAUGUACGUUGGGAUCCAGAUGUGCCUUACGAUCCCGUUGCUUCUAGACAUCAAUAUACGCCAGGUGAUUUCGAAUUGGAAAAAUUAACCGUAGAAGAUUUAUUGGUCACCGUCUAUCAGCCUAACGGAUUUCGUCCUUUCCCCGUCUCCAUCUUUCAAGCUCAAUUAGAUCGAUUCCGUAAACAGUGGUUAUUCUAUGAUUUAUUAUGUGCCACCACCAUCAUUGGUGCGUUUGAUAAAUGUCUGUUUAGUGUGCAUUCUCCUCAAUUAGAAAAGAGUGUGUUGGAACAAUCCGGUCAUAUUGACUCCAACAAGUCAGGAUUUAGAAGUCAUGAUAUCUAUCAUUAUUACCCUUUCAAAAAGCCAGAUCCUAACGGUGUGGUAGUGGGUGGUGAAUCCACACGAUUUGGUGUUCUGACUGACAAUGACAUGCGUAAGCAAGGUUACAAGCGAAAGUCUCGUUUGAGAAUUGAUGGAGUGAAUAUUGAUCAUAUCAACCGUGGAGUGGAAGGACCUCCUGGAUGGAUUACAUCAGGCACAGUGGAUGUAUCCGCUGAUAUUUACAUCCCACAAGAAGCAGUAGAAGCCGAUUCGACGGAACUCUUACGACAAUUAGUCUAUGAACUCACGGACCGUAUCGAGCUUUCUCAGCCAGUGAUUCUUGGUGCGGGCAAUGGAGAAGAAGUGAUUGUGGUGGGAGGUCAUAAACAAAAGAAGGCGGUGGUAGAAGAAGAUGUAAAUACGAAAAAGUUUGUUAUGGAUAUGGACUUUAGAUUUAAAGAUACGAAAGCAUCUGUGCCGUUAAAUACACCGGAAUUGAGCUAUUUGAAUAGUGCAAUGGUUCGACCUGUGGUUGGAUAUAUCUCACGCAAUAAGGCGAUUGUGCCUAUCAAGGUACGAUUGGUGAUGGAUUUGAGUAACUUCGAUGGAUCCUGGACCUUGUAUGAUUCCACCUUGGCAGAACGUAUGGGCGAGAAAUUAGGGCAAGGAUUUGUGGAUCUUACAUUGGAUCAACAAGAACGUAAUAAGAGAUUGAAACGAAUUGGUUUCUGGAGCUUAAAGGAAAUGUCUCGUAAUUUGAUUAAUAUUCAUGAAUUAAUGCGUGGCACUUCAAGAGGUUUCUGGAGUUAUUUAGGCACUGGAUCCGACUAACAAGAAGAAGAGAAAACAAUUAUUUAUUUGUACAUUUUUAUUUAUACCCCCCUCCCUCCCUCUCUUGACU